GAGAACGCACGCAACAGCUUUGUUCAGUGAAGCUUGAGCUUUGACUGCAGCCGCAAAUGGAAAAUUUUAUAAUUGUCCUUUUGACAGUAACAGCGUCUGCGCAAGUAGCACCUCAGAGUACAAUUACGAUUCCCAAGCCCAGCAUAAGUCAGGAUCCUCCUCACACAGUGCUUUACAGCUCAGAGUCGGUCACUCUGCACUGUCAGGUUUCUAAUGGACCACCGGAUUUAGAGUAUGACUGGUACAAGGACUCGAUUGAUCUUAAACAUCAUGAGCGCAGCUUCAGUGCAAAAAUGAGUGGAAACUAUGAAUGCAAGGCAAAAAAGGAAUCUUCGGAGUCUGAUAAAAGUGAUAAUUACACAUUAGAUCUGAAAGAACCACCUCAACCGAAAUUGUCAAUAGAGUCUGAAUGGAAAUCCUUUUACCAAACUGAAAAAGUGACUCUGAAGUGUUCAGUUGAUGGAGAUUCAAAUGAUUGGGGCUAUGAAUGGCUCAGAGAUGCAGUGCAGCUUCCUAAAAAUGUAGAUGGCAUUUCUUUAUCUGGUAAAACUCUUUCAAUCAGCUCAGCAAAAGCGAUUCAUUCAGGAUUCUACACCUGCAAAGGAAAACAUCUGACAAGAAAACCAGUGACUACAAAAGAAAGUGAAAAAUUGCAGCUUCUUGUUGAAGAUACGACACCAAAACCAGGCAUCAGAAAACAUCAGUGGUUUGAACCAUUCUACACUGGAGAGAAAAUCCAGUUUGACUGUAGUAUGACUGGUGUUGGUUGGGAGUACAGCUGGUAUAUAGUCAAAGAAUCAAAGCAAAUAAACACAAAUUCAGCCUUGACUAUCAGCUCAGCAUCUGUCGCCGACACUAGUGGAUAUCUCUGCAAAGCAAAGAGAGGAGACUUCUCAGUGGACAGUGAGACUGUAGAAGUGCAAGUUCUAGAACCACCUCAACCGAAAUUGUCAAUAGAGUCUGAAUGGAAAUCCUUUUACCAAACUGAAAAAGUGACUCUGAAGUGUUCAGUUGAUGGAGAUUCAAAUGAUUGGGGCUAUGAAUGGCUCAGAGAUGCAGUGCAGCUUUCUAAAAAUGUAGAUGGCAUUUCUUUAUCUGGUAAAAGUCUUUCAAUCAGCUCAGCAAAAGCGAUUAAUUCAGGAUUCUACACAUGCAAAGGAAUACAUCUGACAAGAAAACCAGUGACUACAAAAGAAAGUGAAAAAAUGCAGCUUCUUGUUGAAGGUACGACACCAAAACCAGACAUCAGAAAACAUCAGUGGUUUGAACCCUUCUACACUGGAGAGGAAGUCCAGCUUGAGUGUAGUGUGACUGGUGUUGGUUGGGAGUACAGCUGGUAUAAAGUCAAAGAAUCAAAGCAAAUAAACACGAACUCAGCUUUGACUAUCAGCUCAGCAUCUGUUGCUGACACUAGUGGAUAUCUCUGCAAAUCAAAGAGAGGAGACUUCUCAGUGGACAGUGAGACUGUGCAAGUGCAAGUUCUAGCCAUCCCAACACCAAUGUUGUCUAAACCAACAAGAACAGCUCUCUACACAACUGAAAAGGUCAGUCUGAGGUGUGAGAUUCAAGGAAAGCACUGGACUUAUGAAUGGUUUAAAGGUGGUGAGAAGCAACAAGGAACUAAAUCCCAAUUAGAUAUCCAGUCUGCAAAUAAUCAGGAUUCUGGAGAUUAUAAAUGCAAAGGACGUAUUCAAGGGAGAGUAGGGACUCCAGACAGCAAUUCUGUUCAAAUCAACAUUCAUGAACCACCUCAACCGAAAUUGUCAAUAGAGUCUGAAUGGAAAUCCUUUUACCAAACUGAAAAAGUGACUCUGAAGUGUUCAGUUGACGGAGAUUCAAAUGAUUGGAGCUAUGAAUGGCUCAGAGAUGCAGUGCAGCUUCCUAAUGAUGAAAGCAUUUCUUUAUCUGGAAACACACUCUCAAUCAGCUCAGCAAAAGCGAUUCAUUCAGGAUCCUACACCUGCAAAGGAAUACAUCUGACAAGACAACCAGUGACUACAAAAGAAAGUGAAAUAUUGCAGCUUCUUGUUGAAGGUACGACACCACAACCAGACAUCAGAAAACAUCAGUGGUUUGAGCCCUUCUACACUGGAGAGAAAAUCCAGUUUGACUGUAGUAUGACUGGUGUUGGUUGGGAGUACAGCUGGUAUAAAGUCAAAGAAUCAAAGCAAAUAAACAAAAAUUCAGCCUUGACUAUCAGCUCAGCAUCUGUUGCUGACACUAGUGGAUAUCUCUGCAAAGCAAAGAGAGGAGACUUCACAGUGGACAGUGAGACUCUAGAAGUGCAAGUUCUAGAACCACCUCAGCCAAAACUGUCAAUAGUGUCUGAAUGGAAAUCCUUUUACCAAACUGAAAAAGUGACUCUGAAGUGUUCAGUUGCUGGAGAUUCAAAUGAAUGGGGCUACGAAUGGCAGCAUCCGAAGGAAGAAAUUUCGUUAUCUGGUAACACACUUUCAAUCAGCUCAGCAAAAGUGAGUCAUUCAGGAGUGUACAGCUGUAUAAGAAAACAUCUGAUGAGAAAAUCAGUGACUGAAAGAAAAAGUGAAGAGUUGAAGCUUCAUAUUAAUGGCAAGUACAGUAAAUCUUCUUUUUGCAUAUGA
This is a messenger RNA of Danio aesculapii, 2600 nucleotides long. Its product is annotated as roundabout homolog 2-like. The transcript is spliced from 11 exons. Gene Ontology annotation, biological process: cell surface receptor signaling pathway. The record is from RefSeq and is a predicted model, not a curated record. Bases 57 to 2600 code for a protein of 847 amino acids. Lineage: Eukaryota; Metazoa; Chordata; Actinopteri; Cypriniformes; Danionidae. Gene Ontology annotation, molecular function: transmembrane signaling receptor activity.